AUGGACACAGAGCUUCAGCAUGGAGCAAAAAGACCGCAAAGGAAGCUGGCGCGCACCACCGUGCAGAGGCUCCUGCGCUGGGGGCUGCCCGCCUCCUGGAACCGCUUCCUGGAGCGCCAGCCCGGGCAAUUUCCCUUCACUGCGGUCCUGCUGGGGGCAGGCACCGGGGGGCUCCUGACCCUAGGUCUCUUUCAGCUCCUGGUGAACCCCAUGAACAUCCAGGAGGAGCAGAAGAUGGCAGCCUUGUACGGCGCUGCGGGCCUGGGGGCCCUAGGCUGGGGGACCUCACCCCACAUCCGCUGUGCUACUCUCCUGCUGGUCCCCAAGAUGCUGGGCAAAGAGGGCCGACUCUUUGUGCUGGGAUAUGCCUUGGCUGCCAUCUAUGAGGGGCCUGUAGCCAACCUGCGCCACAACCUCAACGAGGUGAUCGCGUCCCUGGGCUGCACGGUGGAGCUGCAGGUCAACCACACGCGGGCGGCCUGGCGCGUGGCCACCACCCCUCUACGGACCGUCUUCAAGGACCUGCUGAGCAGCAAAGACACCCUGAAAUCUGAGGCCUGGAACAUCUCCAAGUCCUUCAUGGACCUGGACGCCCAGGUCAGCAGUGAGCAGGGCUACGUCUCCGAGGCCGGCACAGCCCCCGAGACGCCAGCCCGCCUCCCGCGGGCCCCCCGCGUCCACCUCUCCACCCAGAAGAUGUACGAGCUGAAGACCAGGCUGCGCUGCUCCUAUGUGGUGGACAAGGCCAUCCUCAGCUGCCGCCUCUGGUUCGACCAGAAGCACGAGCGCUGCCUGCAGCGCAUCUGGGUCCCACUCCUGAGACACCUCCUCUGCCUGCCCAUGAAGUUCAAGUUCUUCUGCAACAUCGCCAAGGCCAUGGAGGUUUGGUGCCGCAGUCGGAUCCCCGUGGAAGGCAACUUCGGGCAGAACUACGACUCCCUCAACCAGUCUGUCCAGGGGCUCGGGCAGGAGUUCUCAGCCAGCAUCGAGCUCAGGGAAGAGAAGCAGGCCGUGCUGGUGGGCAUGGGCACGGGCUGGCAGCAUGUGAGCGCCGAGGUGCAGGACUACGUGAGGCGCCGGGAGGCCCAGCUGGAGGGGUCCUUGGCGCUGCUGCGGCUGCUGCUCUCCUGCUCCUUCCUGCUGCUCCUGCACGCGUGCUUCUCCUACACCGACAGCUAUAACAAAGACAUCCGCUUCGACAACAUCUACAUCAGCACCUACUUCUGUCAGAUCGAUGCACGCAGGAAGAAGCUGGGCCGAACAUCUCUGCUGCCGCUCCGCAAAGCAGAGAGGAAAGCCGUCAUCUUCCCCUUCCAGCCCACCAUUCAGGCCUCGGAGAUGAGGAAUGUGGCGCGGGAGCUCCUGGAGACGCUGCCUGUGCUGCUGCUGCUGCUGCUGGUGUGCGGCCUGGACUGGGCGCUCUUCGCCAUCUUCGACACCAUCCGCCACUACUCCUUCCUGCAGUACUCCUUCCACAGCAGUCAUAAAUUAGAGGUGAACGUGGAGGGAGACUCCAUGCUCGCCCGACUUCUCCGGAAAACCAUCGGGGCCCUGAACACGUCCUCGGAAACGGUGGUGGAAUCGAACAAUCUGCCCUGCCUGCCCCAGACGGUGAGCCUGAGCACCGGUGCCUACGUGAGGACCGUGCUCCCGGUCGCCCUGCUCGCGAGCCUCUGCCUGCUCCAGGCUUUUGCCUACCGGCUGCGGAGGGUCAUCGCCGCCUUCUACUUCCCCAAGCGAGAGAAGCGGCGGGUGCUGUUCCUCUACAACGACCUGCUGAGGAAGCGGGCGGCCUUCACCCGGCUGCGGAGGGCCGCCGUCCUGCGGCGCGCGCGGCAGCAGAGCGCCCCCCGCCGCCGCCUGGCCGACUGGUUGCACCGCCGCUGUCCGCUCCUGCGCCCCUGGCUGCGCCGGCGCUGCGUGGUGUGCGAGGCACCCGAGACACACGAAUCCUACGUGUGCCCAACGUCGGGAUGCGAGGCCGUGUACUGCAGGUCCUGCUGGGAUGACAUGCAGUAUCGGUGCCCGGCCUGCACACCCCCAGAGGAGCUCUCCUCCUCCGCUUACAGCGAUAGCAAUGACGACGCUACCUACGCGGAGUGAAGGGACUCGCCCUCGUACCCUGCUUCUCCCUGUCCGAUAAAAUGUCUUGUACGUUUCUGCUGCUCAUGCUUCGCAGGUGCCCUGAGCCCGGCGCUGCUCCGCCCGCAGUUGGCAUACACUUGCUCUGGCGAUCCCAGCAGAACUGGGCGCGGACGGUGAGACCAAGGGCAGCGAAGGAGUUAGGUCUGAGCCCUAGCCCAGCGGGAAGAGCAUAGUGCCCAAGCGGGUCGGACCGGUCCUGGACUCCCACUCUGCGCAGUA
Molecule: messenger RNA, 2364 nt
Organism: Sorex araneus (European shrew)
Lineage: Eukaryota; Metazoa; Chordata; Mammalia; Eulipotyphla; Soricidae
Gene: DCST1
Product: DC-STAMP domain containing 1
Exons: 16
Coding region: 1-2103 (700 amino acids)
Cellular component (GO): membrane
Source: RefSeq, a predicted model, not a curated record